Messenger RNA from Cladophialophora psammophila CBS 110553, 951 nucleotides. RefSeq lists its product as uncharacterized. The coding region runs from base 1 to 951 and encodes 316 amino acids. The record is from RefSeq and is a predicted model, not a curated record. Lineage: Eukaryota; Fungi; Ascomycota; Eurotiomycetes; Chaetothyriales; Herpotrichiellaceae. Gene Ontology annotation, molecular function: dioxygenase activity. The transcript has 2 exons.
AUGGCUAUCACCUACGGAAACGGACAGUCUGCGUUCACAAUCCCAACCGUUGACCUGACAGCCUAUCUUAACGACCCAGAUUCUUCUGAGGCUGAGAAUAUUGUGGCACAAAUUCGUGCUGCUUGCACGACCAGCGGUUUCUUCCAGAUCACUGGACACGGCAUUCGAGAAUCACUCCAAGAGCGAGCCUUUGCUGCGGCGAAGGCGCUGUUCCGUCUACCAGAGGAAGAGAAGCGCGGUCUCGGUGGAAAACCAGGGCGUGGGUACGAGAUUAUUGGUACCCAGACGUUGGAGGACGGCAAGAAGCCCGACUUGAAAGAGGGAUACUUUGUUGGCCGCGAGAUCCCUGGCAACAAGCCCCCAUUCAGACCUUUUCAAGAAGCAAACAUCUGGCCUAAUCAAAUCCCAGAGCUGGAAUUUAAACAGCCCUUGCUAGAAUAUCACCGAGCUUUGUCUGACCUUUCGUUUCAGCUCAUGCAGAUCUUGGCCCGAGGUCUGAACAAUUUCGAUACAAGCGUGUUCAAAGAUUUCUGUCGAGAUCCAAUUGCUGCAAUCCGUCUUCUCCAUUACCCUCCGCACCCCAAAUCCGACGAUACAACUUUGGUGGGCGCUGGUGCGCAUACAGACUUCGGAGCCAUCACCCUAUUGCUCCAAGAUGGCCAUUCCGGUCUGCAGGUCUUGAACCAAUUCACCAAAGAAUGGAUCGACGUGCCACCUCAAGAACACGCAUAUGUGGUCAAUGUCGGAGACAUGCUAGAAGCCUGGACGAGCGGCACAUACAAAAGUAACAUACACCGAGUUAUCAACACUUCUGGGACGGACAGAUACUCUAUACCUUUCUUCUUGGACGGCAAUGCAGAUUGUAUCAUCAAACCUCUUGAUGGUUCCCAGGGCAAAGCAUUCACGGUUGAAGAGCAUAUGCUGUCCAGAUACGCUGCCAGCUACAAGUAG